Rhea pennata is the source of this 630-nucleotide messenger RNA. Its product is annotated as ovomucoid. The record is from RefSeq and is a predicted model, not a curated record. The coding region runs from base 7 to 630 and encodes 207 amino acids. NCBI's taxonomy places the organism in Eukaryota, Metazoa, Chordata, Aves, Rheiformes, Rheidae. Gene Ontology annotation, molecular function: protein binding. The transcript has 8 exons.
UCCACCAUGACCAUGGCAAGUGUUUUUGUGCUGCUCUCUCUUGCGCUUUGCUGCUUCCCAGAGACUGCAUUGGGGGUUGAGGUCGACUGCAGUAAAUAUCCCAACACUACAAACGAGGAAGGCAAAGAGGUGCUGCUCUGUCCUGAGAUCCUUAACCCUGUCUGUGGUGCUGAUGGAGUGACUUACAGCAAUGAAUGCCUGCUGUGUGCCUACAACAUCGAAUAUGGAACCAAUGUCAGCAAAGACCACGACGGAGAAUGCAAGGAAGUUGUUCCUAUUGACUGCAGUAAAUAUUCCAACACUACAAAUGAGGAAGGCAAAGAGGUGCCAGUCUGCACGAAGAUCCUCAGCCCUGUCUGCGGUACCGAUGGAGUGACUUACAGCAACGAAUGCCUGCUGUGCGCUCACAAUGCAGAACAGGGCACCAGCGUUGGCAAGAAGAGUGAUGGUGAAUGCAAGAAGGAAUUUGCUACAGUUGACUGCAGUGACCACCCUAAACCUGUCUGCUCGCUUGAGUAUAUGCCUCUGUGUGGCUCUGACAGCAAAACAUACAGCAAUAAGUGUGACUUCUGCAAUGCUGUUGUGGAGAGCAAUGGGACUCUCACUUUAAGCCAUUUUGGAAAAUGUUAA